AUGGUAAUGGGCAGUGACUUGUUUGAGAGUGCUAGACUGUCCUCUGAGAUGAGCAGUUCUGCAGUCAACUCAGUAAGAGAACAACUGAAUGAAAGCUGCAUGGGAAUUGAUAGUCUGUCUUCCUUCUCCAGCCUUCAGAAGGAGACUAGAGCAUGGCAAAAUAGAGUGUGUGAGCUUGAGGACAGCUUGGCCAAGGGAAAGGAAAACCUUCAGAAAACAUUGUCUAAGAAUGAGAAAGAAAUGUCAGAGUUGAGAAAUCAGAUGCAGGAGCAGCUGAGUGACUACCAACAACUUCUGGAUGUUAAACUGGGACUUGAUAUUGAAAUCAACAUAUAUCAGAAAUUGCUGGAGGAUGAAGAGAGGAGGUUGCAGCUUUCUUCAAGCCCAUCUUCCUGAGUGACUGUGUCACAGGCUUCAUUGAGCCAUAGUAUGCAUACAACCAGAGGGAAGAGGAGAAGGACUGAUGUGGAGGGAUCUCAGGCCAGCAGAAGUGUUUGCAUGUCCCGCUCAGCUUCUGUCACUGGGAAUGUCUCUGUUAAGGAGAUUGACAGAAAAUCUAUCCACUUGAAGAACACCAUUUACAAGGAUCAACCUAUGGGAGGCUGGGAGAUGAUCCAAAAAAUGGGAGAUAUUUCUGCUAGUUACAGAUAUACCUCAAGAUAUAUACUAAAGGCAGGCAAACUGCUACAGUAAGUUAUCUGGGCUGCAAAUGAUGGAGUAACUGCUAGCCCUCCCACUGACCUCAUCUGGAAGAACCAGAAUCCUCGGGGCACUGGUGAAGAUGUGAAAGAUGUAUUGAAAAGUUCUCAGGGAGAGGAGGUUGUUCAGAGAAAAACUAGACAUGAAGGGGAAGAGCAGGAAGCUGAGGAAGAACCAGCUGAAUCUGAGGAGGAAAAAGACCACCACAAGUAGAGUGCACCAAGAAAACCAAAGGAAAACACACAAAAAACCAACACACACAAAAAAACAUAGUCCCACUGAUCAUGUAAGCACUCAGAGGAUGAAGGAUGAAGUAAAACUUACUGGUAUUACUCCUUUCCUUUCAGAUUGCUUAUGUUGGAGGAGGGUUAAUCAUGUUAGUGAUGUUUUUAAGAUAGUGUAACCAGCUUAAUUUUUCUUACUUUUUUUUUUUUUUUUUUUGGAUUCUCUCACUUGCUUACAAUUUGUAGGAAUAAAUCAAGUCUCUUAGGGGUUUAGUCAGCACUUUAAUGGUAAACAACUGUAAUUUUGUCAAUGUGGAAAGUUUAUCUGUCCUUUCUGCAUUAAUUUAAUGUUUGAAAAAGCUUUAAAUAAAAUAGUCUAUUAAGUAAAGCUUUUGGAAUUUGUUUCUUCCUAGAACAGAGCUAAAAGUUUAAUGAAGCUGGCAAAACAGCCAUGUAUAUGGAAUGAGGGCAAUUGACUUGUAAAGAUUCAGUUGGAAAACUAAUUCUUUAGAGGUUUAUUCAAACUGUUGCAUAACUGUUUCUGCAUCUUUGCUCAUAUGUUGGUUCUUACUGGACUGUAAGAACUAACUACAUCAUACAUAUGUUUUACAACAUCAUACAAGUACCAGACUGAAUAGUUUAAGCAUGGCAUAAUAGCAUAAAUAGAAAUUCAGAAAUACUAUAAAUAUUUGUCUUAGUCUGGAAGGACUUUUAAAUGUAUGGCUAGAAUUUUGAAAGUUGAUUUGAGCUUUUUACUAGCAUUAGCCUCAUGACAAAUUUAAUACUUUUUAAUAGGUCUUUCACCUUGGGUAAGUUCCCUUUUCAGGUGAACUACAGGGUGGCAUUUCAACCUUGUGCCAGCAGAAGGGGAGGCACGGGUGGCCGGUGGUUAUGCAGAAGUAUGAGGAUUGGGGGACUGCUGCUUUUAACAGUAAUGCUGGCUUAAACUGCAUUAAACCACAGUAUAACACCUGAUUUAAUUUCUUGUUUAUAUUUGAAUGUUUACAUAGUAUAAAUACCUCAUGACUUAAACAUUACUGUGUAUACUAUAACAUUCUGAACACUUCUCGAUUUGUGCGAAUAAUGGCAUUCUAUUCAUUGUAGUCUCACGUAUCUGUAGGCAUAUACCAUAUAAAUAUGUAUGUUGUAGGAAAGGGUUAAUUCAAUUCCUUGUUUAUUGUUUUCAAAACUAAUAGCACAGGCUAGCAAUUUAUUCCCAUAAAGACAUGACUGGGCCAGUUACAUAGGACUGUUUGUAUCUUCAAACAGUAAUAAAGAAAAAUAUUUUGUGUGUAGAUAUUGGGUACCUCAUUCUUAAUUCAUAGUAGGAACCUGCCAGUAUAAUCAAGCAUUCUUGGUUAUAUCUUUUGUAGACCCUGGGUUUUGUUACCAGGAUGAUGAUCAGUGCUCUGUCAGUACCUCAGUGUAUAGCUAGGAGCUGCUACUUGAAACUAGUUUUCUCUCUAAACAGAGUUUUUACAUGAGUCUUGUGAAUAUUUUGGUAAAUCAGCACUCUUGUGAUGGUUGACAAUAGGAGAAAUGCUGAUUUUAGAAAAAUUAUUUUUCUGUUACACGUACUUCUGUAAACUAGCAUAGUGGUGGAAAAUACAAAUGACCCUUCUGGGGAGUGUGUGUGCAUGUGUUCCCUCUAACCUUUAGCGCUGAAACAUCCUACCACCAAGUGGAGAUCUUGCUACUCAAAUAUUUAAAAAAAAAACCCAC
Athene cunicularia (burrowing owl) is the source of this 2645-nucleotide messenger RNA. RefSeq names its product lamin B1 (gene LMNB1). Lineage: Eukaryota; Metazoa; Chordata; Aves; Strigiformes; Strigidae. The record is from RefSeq and is a predicted model, not a curated record.